Messenger RNA from Miniopterus natalensis, 2462 nucleotides. It is a transcript of the gene FBXW9, whose product is annotated as F-box and WD repeat domain containing 9. Gene Ontology annotation, molecular function: protein binding. The record is from RefSeq and is a predicted model, not a curated record. Lineage: Eukaryota; Metazoa; Chordata; Mammalia; Chiroptera; Miniopteridae.
CAAUUACUGAGGCAAAUGAGAAAUUGAUCAGCUCUGGGGAUGCACAAGCCUCAGUGUGGCAUCAACCUGGGAAAAACGCUGACAUAUCCAACAUUCAUUCAAAUGUGUACAUUUCAGUGAGAGGAAAUAGAAUAUAAACAAGGAAGCAGUGAUAUGUCCCAUAGAGAAAAAUACAGCGGGGAGAGGAGAGAACAUCGGGGAAGAUGGCCACAGUCUUACAGUAGGUACUCUGGGAAGAUAACGUUUGAGCAAAGAGCCUUGUGGAUAUGAGUCAGGCGGAUGAUACAAGUGUGAUGUGUUAACACUGCCUGAUUGAAGAGGCUUUCAGUAAGAGAUGCUAAUUUUAUCAGUGUAAUUUAGAGCACUGUUUCUCCUAGGCCUGUGCAGUGUAUCACGUAGGCAUGUUUCUGGCUACGGAAGGAAACAGCAGUUCGAAUAGUAAGCCCCAGAAAACCCGGAAAAGGGGCUUUGCAUUUCUAAACUUGGUGUCACCUGUGAAAGGUGUCUUCCAGAGGUUGGCGUUUUUCAAAAGAGUCCGCUGGCCUGCAUCCGCACCACCAGAGAUGCUUGUUUAAAAAAACUCGGGAACCAGAAAUCUGCACUUUCCAGCCCUAGGCCGAUGCAGUUCCAGAAUGAAUUCCCUGGAGCGAACCAAUUGUGAGUAUCCGGCCAGUUUACACAAGAGCUGCUCACUUCCGGUCGGCGCCUUAACGUCAUCAAGCAGAGCCGAAAGUGCCCCAGCGCUGCCUAGGAGACAGGACGCGGGGCCUGCGGCUGACUGCUUGGCCCGGCGCGCCCACUCGGUCGCCAUGGAGCUGCCCCCAGGGUCACGCGACGAUCCCAACGCCUGGGACGACGACUCGGAUGAGGAGCCGGAGCCUGACCCAGAUGCGCAGGCAGAGGCUUACGUGGCCCGCGUGCUCAGUCCACCGAAACUCGGGCUGGCGCCCCUGCGUUCCCCUCCGCUGUCCGCGCCCGCCGCGGCCCCUGGUGCCCUGGAGCUGCGGGCCGCGUCCAAGGGCCCGGCCAUGGGGGUCCCGGGCCUGCUGAGCCUUCCCCCGGAGCUGCUGCUCGAGAUUUGCGCCUACCUGGACGCGCGCCUCGUGCUCCACGUCCUGCCGCGCGUGUGUCACGCGCUGCGCGACCUUGUGCGUGACCAUAUCACCUGGAGGCUACGCGCGCAGCGCCGCCUACGCGCACCCUAUCCAGUGGUGGAAGAGGAGGACUUUGACUGGCCGGCAGCCUGUAUUGAGCUGGAGCAGCACUUGUCACGCUGGGCGGAGGAUGGGCGCUGGGCUGAGUACUUCUGCCUGGCUGAUGGGCACUUUGCUUCCAUUGACUCAGUGCUGCUCUUCCAGGGUGGAACACUCUGUCUGUCGGGCUCCCGAGAUCGCAAUGUCAACCUGUGGGACCUGCGGCAGCUUGGGGUGGAACCCAGCCGAGUUCUGGUCAAGGCCCUUGGCACCCAGAAGAACAGCACCCAUAAGGGUUGGGUGUGGUCACUGGCAGCGCUGGACCACCGAGUAUGCUCCGGUUCCUGGGACAGCACAGUGAAGCUCUGGGACAUGGCAGCUGAUGGGCAGCAGUUUGGCGAGAUAAAGGGCAAGGCAGCUGUGCUGUGCCUUUCCUACCAGCCUGACAUCCUGGUGACUGGCACCUAUGACAAGAAGGUGACAGUCUACGACCCCAGAGUCGGCCCGGCCCUGCUGAAGAGCCGGCGGCUGCACUCGAGUGCGGUGCUGGCAUUGCUGGCAGAUGACCGGCACAUCAUCUCGGGCAGUGAGGACCACACCCUCGUGGUGUUUGACCGCCGGGCCAACAGUGUCCUGCAGCGGCUGCAGCUGGACUCCUACCUGCUCUGCAUGUCCUACCAAGAGCCCCAGCUCUGGGCUGGUGACAACCAGGGUCUGCUGCAUGUCUUUGCCAACCAGAAUGGCUGCUUCCAGCUUGUCCGGUCCUUUGAUGUGGGCCACAGAUCUCAGAUCACAGGGAUCAAACACACGCUGGGGGCCUUGUACACCACAUCCACCGAUAAGACUAUCCGGGUGCACGUGCCCACAGACCCACCAAGGACCAUCUGCACCCGAAGCCACGAUAACGUGCUGAAUGGGAUCUGUGCUGAGGGCAACCUGGUGGUGGCUGCCUCUGGGGGCCUGUCGUUGGAAGUCUGGAGGCUACAGGCCUGAGCUGGCAGACAUGGAUAUGGAUGUGGAUCUACUGGCCGGCAGGCUGGGUCAAGGCCUCUGUUCUCGGGGGACCCUCCCCUUUUCUGGUGCUGCCCCUGCUGAGCCCCACAGGCCUGAGGCACAAGGACCCCUGGCCACUGUCGAGUGGGGUCCCUGAUCUGUGCCCCAUACCAGGGAAGGUGAGGUUGGUGUUCCAGCCUACCCUCAGGUCCUGUUUAAGAUUUGGACACCUGCUUUCCCUUGAGAGUGAAGGGUAAAUAAACCUGACAUACUGGU